Leptosomus discolor (cuckoo roller) is the source of this 1269-nucleotide messenger RNA. Lineage: Eukaryota; Metazoa; Chordata; Aves; Leptosomiformes; Leptosomidae. The record is from RefSeq and is a predicted model, not a curated record.
AACAAGGACAUGGCUUCAAAUGAAAGAGAGAUUGUGGUUUGGGUUUGCCAGGAAGAGAAGAUUGUAUGUGGCCUGACAAAGCGCACAACUUGCGCAGAAGUGAUUCAAGCACUGCUUGAGGAGCAUCAGGCAAAGUUUGGAGAGAAAAAGGUCCUUUUUGGAAAACCUAGCGAUUACUGCAUUGUAGAAAAAUGGAGAGGCUCAGAGCGUGUACUUCCUCCCUUGACAAAGAUUCUGAGGCUUUGGAAGGCCUGGGGGGAAGAGCAGUCUAAUUUGCAUUUUGUGUUGGUAAAGUCAGAUGCUUUCCUCUCAUUUCCAUUGUGGAAGACAGCUGAAGCUAAGGUAGUACAAAAUGUAGAAAAACAGUGGGAGCUUAGUCCAGCAAAUUACAUGAAGAUGUUGCCAAUAGACAAGCAAAAGAAAAUUGUGAGGAAGACUUUCCGGAAACUGGCCAAGCUUAAACAGGACAGUGUUCAGCAAGAGAGAGAUAAUAUGGAGACACUGAUUCAUCUGAUCAUUUCUCAAGAUCAUACCAUUCAUCAACAAGUCCUUAGAAUGAAGGAACUAGAUAUGGAAAUUGAAAAAUGUGAAGCAAAAUUCCAUCUAGAUCGUGUGGCCAAUGAUGGAGAAAAUUAUGUGCAGGACUCCUAUUUAAUGAUCAAUCCAAGUGAGGCUGAGCAGCAAGGGAGCAGGCCGGAUGAUCAAAAAGACAUGCAUGACUAUUUGAGCAAAAGUGAGGGAAUUUUACAGGUUGAAGAGAGAUUGAAACAUCACAAACAACUAAUAGAGAAGCUAUGUGCUGAAAUUGAAAGAGAGGUACAUGGUAUAUGCACAGAAAAAAGUGGAGAUGAUGUUUGCACAGAAGGAACUGCUAAUGCUGAACUGGAAAGCUCAAAUUUGGAAAGUAUAAAAUAUGAGCUGGAAAAAAGUAUGAAAGAUGGUUUGAGAAUCAACUCAUAUCUGAGCUGCAUUCAGAAAGAACUUACAUAUAGGGACUCACUGCUUCAAAAGAAGGAAAAAGAAUAUGAACUUCUUUCAGAAGAAUUUAAUUUACUACAUGUUAAAGACAACACUGAAACUAGGCUUCCAUCAAAUGAAGAGCCAUCCAAGGGCAGUGGCAUCUCCAGUAACAGCAAUGCUGUUCCUGACUUUGUUCAUAGAGUGACCAAUCUGGACAUAAAUGAUACAGACUCUGACACUGGAAUCAGCUCUACACAUAGUCAGGACUCUGAAAUAACUUCAGGGGACAUGGUACUAUUGUCAACAUAG